This is a messenger RNA of Megachile rotundata (alfalfa leafcutting bee), 4072 nucleotides long. Its product is annotated as putative protein phosphatase CG10417. NCBI's taxonomy places the organism in Eukaryota, Metazoa, Arthropoda, Insecta, Hymenoptera, Megachilidae. The record is from RefSeq and is a predicted model, not a curated record. Gene Ontology annotation, molecular function: protein serine/threonine phosphatase activity; cation binding. Gene Ontology annotation, biological process: protein dephosphorylation.
ACAGAAACCCAAACCGGUCAUGGAGGCUAGUUAACGACUGUGCGCCGCGCUUGCGAAUAGUAAUUUCAUCGAGAUAUUGUGAUAUUACGCGGACGCCAGAGAAUCAACAGAAAGAUCGCCGGUUUUAACGAAAAUGGGUGCAUAUUUGUCAGAACCGAUUACAAAGAAAGUGUCGAACGACCAAGUAGGCAAGAAUGUUGCAUUCGGCGCGAGUUCCAUGCAAGGCUGGCGAAUUAGUCAAGAGGAUGCACAUAAUUGUUGUAUAGAUUUUGAUGAAAAUGUUUCAUUAUUUGCUGUAUAUGAUGGUCAUGGGGGACACGAAGUUGCAACUUACUGUGCAAAUAAUCUCCCAGAUUUUAUCAAACAAACUGAGGCAUACAAAAGAGGAGAUAUUAGGCAAGCUUUAAUAGAUGCCUUUUUAGGCUUUGAUGCUACUCUUGAAAAACCCGAAGUAAUUAGUAUUCUCAAAGAACUGGCAGGAACAUCCAAUUCUGAUAAUAAAAAAGAUGAUGUAAACGAAUCUGAUGAAGAAGAAAACGUUAAUAAUUUGUGUAUGGAAGCAACUAUGCCACUAGAAGAAGUAAUGGCAAAGUAUCAGUCUGAAUCAACUCCUCAAGUAAAGGCAUUAAAGAAUGAAAAAUGCAAUAAACGAGCAUGUUCUGCAAGUCCUUACCUACGUGGACGAAGAGGUAGAGAAAAAGCAAGCUCUUCAUCAUCGGGUGCAGGAUGUUCAUCAUCUUCAUCUUCAUGGAAUACAAAUGAAACUGAUGUAAGUAGUUCCAGCCAACAGUGUGGUUCCACUUUAUCUAGUACAAUGGAACGAAAAGAUUCAGAAUGUCCUGGUAACAAUGAGGCUGAACAAGUUCUUGAUUCAACUACCAGUAAUGGAAAUGUACAUACAUCUCCACCAGUAGGAUCCACAGCAGACAUAGAACCAAUAAAAAGUGCAGAUAUGCCUGAUAGUUCUGAGGAUAUAAACAAAAAAGUUACAAGUCCAGGCAAAAUCACAUGUGAUGAAUCAAAUGUAAAUGAAGUAGAAUUAAAUGGUGCAGAAUCAAAACGAAUUGGAGAUGCUGAUAGUAGUAAAGGUGGAGGUGACAAUGUCUCUAGCAGUUCAUGUACUCCUGUUGAAAAUGGAGAUGCAGGACAGCAAGAACGAAUAAGCAGUACUGGUAGAAGAAGGAUUCAGCCCAUAACAUUAUAUCAUAAUCUUCUUAAAAAGGGUAGCGAAGAUUCUGAAGAAGAUGAUGAUGACGAUGAAAAUGAUAUAACAUUUGAUGGAGUUCCAGAAAGUUUUAGUGAUGAAGAUGACACAGAAGACAUAGAUGAAGAUGAAAGUGAUGAAGAUGAAGAAGAUGAAGAUGGAGAUGGCAAUAUUGAUGAUGAUGACGAUGAAGAUGAUGAUAGUGAGAGCCUCAUGAUGGAUAAAGAAGAGCCAGGUUAUGAUAGUGGAUGUACUGCAGUAGUUGCUGUAUUGAAAGGAAAUGAAUUAUACGUGGCAAAUGCUGGCGAUUCCCGUUGUGUUUUAUGUAGAGAUGGUCAGGCAGUUGAACUUAGUUUAGAUCACAAGCCUGAAGAUGAACCAGAAAUGGAGCGCAUAGUAAAAGCUGGUGGAAAAGUUACAGCAGACGGUAGAGUAAAUGGUGGCCUUAAUUUAUCAAGAGCUCUGGGGGAUCAUGCUUAUAAACAAAAUACAGAUUUACCACCACAAGAACAAAUGAUUUCUGCACUUCCGGAUGUGAGGCAUAUCACAAUUGAACCAGGAAAGGAUAAAUUUAUGGUGCUUGCUUGUGAUGGUAUUUGGAAUUUUAUGUCCAGUCAAGAUGUUGUACAGUUUAUAGAUAGCCGUUUGACACAAAAUUGUGAUAAGCUGUCUACAAUCUGUGAAGAGCUAUUUGAUCAUUGUCUUGCACCUGACACAUGUGGAGAUGGUACAGGUUGUGACAAUAUGACAGCUGUAAUAGUUCGAUUUAAAUCACAAACUGAUGCUGUAACAAACAGUAACGCUGCUGAGAUAUGUACUGCUAAAAGGUCAUUAUCGCCAGCUGUAUCCGCGGAAGAAAGCAAUGACUGCGUCAUACAAGACGACGCGGUGAAAUCUUGCAAACGCCUUAAGACCGAAGCAACAAUGUGAGAUUUGUGUUAAAUGUUAUAAACUGAUCUCUGGAAACAGAUGAGUGAAUGUGAAUUUAUGUAAAAUUAUGUAAUUCUAUGGAACUGUGAAUUUUGAAUGGAUACUCGAUGGUAAUCGAUACCAGUUACAUCAAACAACAUGUAAAGUAUGUUAGUGCUGGCUAUUGGUGGCAGACUGAUAAAUUGGAGCACAUGAGGAUGAUAAUUCGCUGCUUCUGUUUUAAUUUUUUUAAUAUACUGACUUAAAAUCCAUAACUUUUUAAAUUAUUUAAUUACGCCUACUAUUGGUGGAUAGUGUAUUAUACGGUCUAACAUUUUGAUAACAACGUGUACAAAAUAUGUAAAACGGUCAUACGAACAUUCUGUAUAAUUAAUAAAGUAAUCGAUGUUUCUCUUUAUAAGUACUUUCUAUGGUAAUGCUAAGGUAGAUAAUAAGUAAGAAGUAAAAUCAGUCUAAAAUCAUUUACUAACACUGUUGACCCAAAGGUCUUGAACUCUUCUUAUAAGUCAAAGCCACAUAAGAUUUCAUCAACAUCUCAUACAACAGCACUCAGAUUAAAACUAAAAUUUGUUGAAGUUUUAAAUUUAUCAGUUGACGUUACAUGUUUGAAUAUCAUUGACUAUUUUAAUUCUUUUAAUUAAAUAAAACUUGAUAAUACAUCAUCCCAUUUGCUCCAUUAACAUUUAUGGGAUAUACUCUUUGAGUUUUUAAAUAACAUCCAUAGUAGAUAUGUAAUUGUACAUAUUUAUAAAUUUAGACUAUAGGAUUUAUAUUUGUAAUUCAACACGAUACCAUUUCUUAUUUUUACGAAAUAAAGUUUAUUUUUGAAUCCCUGGGUAUAGUGGUUGAAUGGAUGGGUGAGCGAAUAAUCUUAAAACGUGUAAACCGUAUUGUGUAACAAAGACGAUUGUGUACUGCGCGCGUUAGUAAUUUGUGAUCUUGUACUAAAAGUACUGUUAGAAAAAGAGGGUAUGUAGUGUGUCGUGGAAUUACUUAAACUGUUUUAAAUUUCAUUUGGAAUUUCUCAUAGUAUCAAAAGUGUUCUGUAAAUUAAUAAUAACGUAAGAAAAAUAUUUAUUUAUGAAGUAAAAACAAUAAAAUAAUGACUUAAAGAUAUUUACACGCACGCGAACGAUUUGAAAAUAAAAAAUUAAUAGGAUAUAUGUAUUAGAAAUAAACUAAAUUCGUAUAAAGAACAAUUAAAGAAUGAGGACAAGAAAAUUAUUUAAAUUAUUUACAAGUUUUUAACAAAGUACAUAUUUUAUUUUUACUGAAAUCGUUGGAUGUACACUGUGGGCUUACAUAGUUUGUCGUCUAUACAAUUAUUCAAAUUUUUUUUCUAUAUAAAUGCAACACAUAAACAAUGAACGUUGUUAACAUUUUAAUAUAAAAAUAAUACCUUAUAAAUCUUUUUUAUAUCAUAAUUGCAAUUUUAUUGCAGUACUUUUAUCACAGAACAAACAUAUAAUAUAAUAAUACCUGUGCAUUUGCAAAACAUACAAAGUUUUUAUUCAGUUAAUAUAAUAUAGCUAGUAGAUAAAUAAUUAUAUAAAUUAAUCACUUGCAAUGUCUAAGGUUGCUUCAAUUUUGUACUGUUAUUCACCUUCUAUAACUGCUCACAUGUAAUUGCGGCUGUUAGUAAAGAGUAAUUAUAUAAACGUUGUUUAUAAUUAUGAAGAAAGUAACUUAAGAAAAAAAAAGUAACACUAUUAUAUAAAAAUAAUCAGUAAUAUAUAAAUACUAGAAACAGUACAUAGUAUUACUCAGAAUUAACUAAUGUGCCUUUCUGAUUCAGGGGUUGAGAACCUUCACAAUAUGUAUGUACAUUUGAUGCCGUCUUAUUAAGAAGGGUUUAAACCCCGACACCGUCUUAACUGCAAACUUCGUCAUAAAUUUAUGUAUAAAUAUCUUGUUUCAUAAUAUAUGUCACAUCAAUUA